Molecule: messenger RNA, 2729 nt
Organism: Fusarium verticillioides 7600
Lineage: Eukaryota; Fungi; Ascomycota; Sordariomycetes; Hypocreales; Nectriaceae
Product: glucosamine-6-phosphate deaminase
Exons: 3
Coding region: 1167-2237 (356 amino acids)
Biological process (GO): N-acetylneuraminate catabolic process; N-acetylglucosamine catabolic process; carbohydrate metabolic process
Cellular component (GO): cytoplasm
Molecular function (GO): identical protein binding; glucosamine-6-phosphate deaminase activity
Source: RefSeq, a predicted model, not a curated record
UCAACAAUCUCCAUAAAUUCAGAGGGUUCAUCUGAUUUGACAUGUUACUUCAAACUUGUCCUCGUUACACAGACAUCGCCAAGGAACGUAAUUUGAAACAAUCUGCCCUUCUUCGGCGCGUCUACACCUCUAUCCUGGACCCCUGCAGGUAUUGAAGUGACCUUGCCACGAGCAUGAACAAGAUCAAUAUCCUGGAACCAAUCCUGUCAUCAGCUAGUGCGCUUACACGGCAUUAAUUCUUGAUCAUCUUGGGGGAUGUGACCUCGGCUCAGUUUCAUUGCUGAGGCGUAGGCUUCACCUAACGACAAAGUUCCAGAAACAAGGUAUACAAUACGAACAAAAGAACUCUAUCAUGCUUCCACCUCCCGUAAAGAGAAAUCGGGAUCCCGAGACCUCUAAACAAGCAAGCUUGGCUCUGGCCAAUGGAAGCAGAAGGCAACCUUGACAACACUACCUGUCAUGGACGAGCAAGCAAUACAGUGCGGCUUCUCAAACAGUGUUAAACUUCAUAGUAAACGUUUCAUUCCCUCCCCCGCGAAUCAUUGCACCUAUCGUGACUUGCUAUCCAACCUUACAUUGUCCACUGACCGAAGUCGCUCUCCCCACGCUCCAUCAUGAAUGGCAGUGGGAAAGCGUAAAGUAAAGUGGCGUCCUACCUAUCUCGGGCAGUGGCUCCUAUCAUGAUGCAACGGGUCCCCAUGGAUGGCAAGUGACUCUCUCUUGGUAGUGACUUGUGCGCCUUUGAUAAGCUCUCCUCAUAAGCAACUGACUCCUCGAAAGUGUAAUCAUAUUUCUUAAACCCCUAACGCACUCAACAACUCCUACCAAAACUCCAUUACUUGAUAACCUCAUUUCUAAACCCAGCACUUAUAACAUCAUCACCCACUACCAAUAACACAACCACAUACAUCAUGCGGCUCAUCAUCCGUGACGACGAGACUGAGGCAUGCAAGUAUGUCGCCAAUUAUGUCGUGGAGCGCAUCAAUGCCUUCCAACCCACACCCGAGCAUCCCUUCAUCCUCGGCCUCCCGACAGGCUCUAGCCCUAUCGGAGUGUAUGAUAUGCUAGUGCGCAAGUACAAGGCUGGCGAAGUAUGUUGCAUCACCUCAUCCUAUAGCAGCAUCUAACAAUAGCAGGUCUCAUUCGAGAAUGUAGUCACCUUCAACAUGGACGAGUACGUCGGUCUUCCUCGAGACGACCCAAACUCCUACCACUCCUUCAUGUGGAAGCACUUCUUCUCUCAUGUCAACAUUCAUCCUUCCAACGUCCACAUACUCGACGGCAACGCUGCCAGCCCGGAAGCCGAAUGUGAUGCAUACGAGGAAGCUAUCAAGGCAGCUGGUGGUAUUGAUCUCUUCUUGGCCGGUAUUGGUGAAGACGGUCACAUCGCUUUCAACGAACCCGGAUCAAGCCUUGCCAGUCGCACUCGAGUCAAGACAUUAGCAUACGACACCAUUCUAUCCAACUCGCGCUUCUUUGACAACGAUGUAAGCCGGGUGCCAAGAAUGGCAUUGACUGUGGGCGUCCAAACAGUCCUCGAAGCAAGAGAGGUUGUUGUCAUUAUCCUUGGAGCCCGCAAGGCGCUUGCAUUGCAAAAAUGCGUCGAACAAGGCGUCAACCACAUGUGGUCACUAUCAUGCCUUCAGCUCCACCCUCAUCCCAUGAUUGUCGUCGACGAGGACGCCACAUUGGAACUUCAGGUAAAGACAGUCAAGUACUUCAAGAGCAUCGAGAAAGUUGCUCGCGAGCAGGGAUUCGAGCAGAUUCUUCCCUCCAAAGUACGAACUGGCAACGUCGCUAUUCCUGAAACCAAGAUUCAGAGAGCUCAGAGUCCUGCGAUUAUCGCUCCGGAGCCGAUUACUUCACAUCUCUUGCGAGCGACACCUGCGGGCGACUACUCUAUGAGAACCCCUUCGCCCGAUUUGUUCCCCGACCGAAUGGCAUCGCGUAUUCCAGAACCGAACCUGAACCGCAGACUUACGCCCAACCUCGAAGUUCAGACCGACGUCCCAAAGACGAAAGUUGAGAUGAUCGAUAGCGCCGUCGCCAUGUCUCCAGACGCCCCUGUCGCGAACUUGCUUCAGCCGAUGACAGCAAACAUUAAGGCAAUGCGAUCACCGUCGCCAGACCUAGUUCCCGACAGUAUGGCCUCACGCAUUCCUGAGCCAGAUCUGAGCCGCAGGUUGACACCCAACCCCGAACUUCAGAAGAAAAUAAACACCAUCGGGGCGCAUUGAAUGGGAUGAGUGGAUGCAUUGGGGUAGGAAGAAUAGAAAAGAAACGGAGACCAGGAAGGUCUUGUUCAGUCGCUACAGGGUUGGUUCAGGAACGAAAUUAUCAGACUGUAUAAGUAUGACUACAACGAUAGUAUCUUUAGCACCGUAUUCGAUUUAGGCGUUAAAGUCAGGUUAGAGAUAGAGCACAAAUUCCACUGGUGGCUUUUAGAUAGGUUGCGUGUUGGGGUUUAUGGGUGUUAUGUAUAUCGUCUCGGCGUGGAGGCGUUUGGGGAAAAAGUGUCAUUUCUUGAAAAUCGAUUGUGAUCUAGGACGACUGGAAGAAACACAAGUGUUCAAUACGAUCUAAUACCUCUUGUAACUUGAGAAUUCAGUUUGUGUAUAGAUUCACUCUCGAGCAGCAUGAGCGUGAUUCCACAACAGAUGCUGUGUUUUGUAGUACGUACUUUGCAAUGACCAAUUGUCGCAUUAGAAUUCUAGGGUAUCGAUGCAAAC